Messenger RNA from Aptenodytes forsteri (emperor penguin), 558 nucleotides. RefSeq names its product chromosome unknown C12orf57 homolog (gene CUNH12orf57). Lineage: Eukaryota; Metazoa; Chordata; Aves; Sphenisciformes; Spheniscidae. The record is from RefSeq and is a predicted model, not a curated record. The transcript has 2 exons. Gene Ontology annotation, biological process: post-embryonic development. The coding region runs from base 127 to 399 and encodes 90 amino acids.
GGGUGAGUGCGGGAGGGCGGCGGGCGGCUCUGUCGCCCGGGCGGGCUGGCAGCCGUGUGCCCGUCUCCCGCAGCGGUGCUGGCGGAGGUGAUCAAGGCGUUCGGGGCGCCCGAGAACGCGCAGCGCAUGGAGGAGGCUCGGGACAACGCCUGCAACGACAUGGGCAAGAUGCUGCAGUUCCUCCUGCCCGUGGCCACCCAGAUCCAGCAGGACGUGAUCAAAGCCUACGGCUUCAGCAACGACGGCGAAGGGGUCCUGAAGUUUGCUCGGCUGAUCAAGUCCUACGAGUCGCAGGACCCGGAGAUCGCCAGCAUGUCGGGCAAGCUCAAGGCCAUGUUCCUGCCGCCCAUGACGCUGCCGCCGCACGGGGCCGGGACCGGUGGAGUGGCAGCCUCCUGAGACCGUGGACCUCUCCUGCCCCACCGGGUCACGGUGCUCUGGCGGGGGCUGUCAGCCCCGGGAAUGGAGAACUUCAACAAGGGAGACGCUGACCUGAAAGAAACGUGAUGCUUUGUGCGUGCUUGUGUCUGCUCGUGAAUAAAAAAUGCCUUGAAAAUG